Messenger RNA from Chiloscyllium plagiosum (whitespotted bambooshark), 2064 nucleotides. The record is from RefSeq and is a predicted model, not a curated record. NCBI's taxonomy places the organism in Eukaryota, Metazoa, Chordata, Chondrichthyes, Orectolobiformes, Hemiscylliidae.
UUGUUUUGUAAUGAGAGGUUUCAAACAAAUUCACAUCCAGAUCUGACAGUCACUGUGUUUGUAAUAAUCUCGUUAUCUCAGGAUUUUGAGCAUUGAAGGAAAAAGUACCAUUCACACCGGGGAGAAACACAUAUCGUCUGUGUGUGGAAGAGUCUGUAAAGAUUCAUCUGAAAUGUCCAAACACCAGCGCAGUCACACUGAGGAGAGACCAUGGAAGUGUGACGAUUGUGGGAAGGGAUUUCUUUACCCAUCCCGUCUGGAAACUCACCAACUCAGUCACACUGGAGAGAAGCCGUUCACUUGCACGGAUUGUGGGAUGGGAUUCACUCAGUCAUCCCACCUGCUGACACACCAGCGAGUUCAUACCGGGGAGAGACCAUUCACCUGCUCAGAGUGUGGGAGAGGAUUCAGUCAGUCCUCCAGUCUGCGGAUACACCAGCGAAUCCACACUGGGGAGAGACCGUUCACUUGCCCUGAUUGUGGGAUGGGAUUCAGUCAAUCAUCCCACCUGCAGAUACACCAGCGAGUCCACACUGGGGAGAGACCAUUCACUUGCUCUGACUGUGGGUCGAGAUUCGCUCAGUUAUCCAGCCUGCAGGUCCACCGGCGAGUCCACACUGGGGACAGACCAUUUACCUGCUCCCAGUGUGGGGUGAGUUUCACUCGGUCAUUCAGCCUGCGGAUACACCAGCGACUCCACACUGGAGAGAGACCAUUCACUUGCUCCGAUUGUGGGCAGGGGUUCACUCAGUCAUCCAGCCUGCAGAUACACCAGCGGGUUCACACUGGGGAGAAACCAUUCACCUGUUCUGAAUGUGGGAAAGGAUUUGCUCGGUCAUCCCACCUGCUGAUACACCAGCGGGUUCACACUGGAGAGAGACCGUUCACCUGUCCUGAAUGUGGGAAAGGAUUUGUGCAGUCAUCCAAACUACAGCUACACCAGCGAGUUCACACUGGGGAGAAACCAUUCACCUGUCCUGAAUGUGGAAAGGGGUUCAUUUGCUCCUCUAAACUGCUGGAACACCAGGGGGUUCACACUGGGGAGAAACCAUUCACUUGCUCAGUGUGUGGGAAAGGAUUCACUCAGUCAUCCAAGCUGCAGAGUCACCAGCGAGUUCACACUGGGGAGAAACCAUUCACUUGCUCCACUUGUGGGAAGAGGUUUAGCCAAUCAUGCAACCUGCAGAGACACCAGCGACUUCACACUGGUGAGAAACAUUGACAGAGUCAACUCACCAGCUGGUGCACCAGUGAGUUCACUGAGGGGAGAGACCUUUCACUUGUUCCACAUAUGAAUGGUAUUCACUGUCAUCCAAACUGUUAGCAUACCAGUGAAAUGACACUGGCUGGGUCAUGUUCACCUGCUCUGUUUGUGUAAAUGGAUUUACUAUUUGCAAAUUUACUAGCAAAUUCACAAAGAAUCAUAGGUGAAGGGUUUUGCUUUCCCUAACACAAAGGAAUGUACUUUGGUCAUUGGGCUGUUUGUAUUGAUAUAAAUAAACUCAGCUGUGUUAAAGAGGCUGACAAUUUAGGUAAAUGUUGAUAUAAUUGUGUGUCUGUAUGGUAUGUUUUGAAAAUGAUCACAUUGUCACUGUACAUCAACACAUUUACACUGGGUAAAAUCUGUCCACAAUGAGUUUUCUAGUAACGAUGAUGGUUGUAAUGAGUUCCUGACUAUCUGACAGUGGUGGAUUUGAUGCUACUUUUAUCUAUAUCCAGAAACAGGUCCAGAAAACGUGGUUUGAUGAUGAUUAUAAACACCACAGGUUCAGUGACUUGUUUGGGAUAAAAAUUAUACACAUCAGCUUUUCAUUGAAUCCAUGUUGCAUGAAGUCUGCCUCAUUCUGAGUGCCUUAGAGAUAAGAUAAUCAUGUGUACACUUCAUAUGAGAAGUUGGGAGAAGGCACAUCCAGAGUGAGAUAUAGCUUGUAAUGGUGGGAAUUUAGUUAUGAGUGCUGUUGAGUGGUGUUUAACCUAACGUGGCAAGGGGAUGGAAUCUAAAGACGGUCAAUUAAUGUGUCAGGGAGGCAUGGACGUUACAAGACAGUUAAGGUACAAGGGAGU